Molecule: messenger RNA, 1529 nt
Organism: Paramecium pentaurelia
Lineage: Eukaryota; Ciliophora; Oligohymenophorea; Peniculida; Parameciidae
Source: the annotation of a GenBank genome assembly
UAUGGCCAAAGCAGCAACAGAAUAUUCAGAUUAUGAUAUCUCUGAUGAUUCUCUGGUAUUUAAAAUUUCUUACUAAAGUUGAAGGGUAGAAUUAAUAGAAGUAAGAUUGAUAAGCCUUUGAUAUGUUUUUGUGUAUUGAACUUUUUCCUUAAUGCUGCUGUCUCAGUUAUAGCACCUUUUUAUCCUCCUUUAGCAAAAGAUAAAGCACAUGUAUCAGUAUCUACAAUUGGAUAUAUUUUUGGAUUGAAUCCAAUAGGAGCAUUUUUUUUUUCUUUGGUUAUGGGUAAGAAAAUGUCUUAAUGGGGAAGAAGAAGAUGUAUGCUAAUUGGUUUAGUAAUAAAUUGAUGUAAAAUAGGUUAUUUAAUCAGCAGUAGUAGUUGCAUUUGGAUUAUUAGAUUUUAUGACACAUAAUAAAGAGUUAUUUAUCACUGUCUCUUUAGUAACUAGAUUUUUGUAGGGAGCAAGUCGAGCAGCUUAUAGUAGUAUAUCAUUUGCUUAUAUACCAAUAUUAUGGCCUGAUUCUAUUUAAAAAAAGAUUUCUAUUUUAGAAACAUUAACAGGGUAUUUUGUAUAAAAUAAGGUAAAGUUUAGGUUUGAUGAGUGGUCCAUUUAUUGGAGCAGCUUUGGAUGCAUUAUUUGGAUAUUAGAUGAUAUUUUAUACAUUAGGAGGCAUAUUUUUCAUAGCUUUGAUACCAACUGCUAUAUUCUUACCUGAAGAUGAUCAUUCUUUAAAUAAGAAACCAACACUAAAUUCAAAAAGAGUAAUUAGAAAUAGGUAAAUAUGGAGUUUGGGAUUAUUAUUAACAAUGAUGUCAGCAGGUACAACAUUCAUUAACCCUAUUUUCUCAAUUCAUAUGAAAUGUUAUAACAUGGAAGAAGAUGUGGCUAGUUUAUUAUUAGGAUGGUUAACAAUAUCAUAUAUCAUUUGUAUUAAUAUAGUUCCAAAAUUAUUAUAAUGUAUAGACAAAAAAAUAAUAUUAACUUUUGGAUUAUUCUGCUCUUGUUUAGGUGAUUUGAUUAUUGCUCCCCUGGGAAUCUUUCCUAAUAAAUGGUUUAUGACUAUGAUAGGACUUCCAUUUAUUGGUAUUGCAAAUGCUUUUUGUGUAUUGCCUGCUAUUCCUCAAUAUAUAGAUUAUCUUAAUUAAAUUUUCAAUAAUGAUCCAUCAUUGAGAUUACCAAUUUCAGAUUUAUCCAGUGGAUUAUUUAUUUCUUUUUACUCACUUGGAACAUUUGUAGGACCUGUUAUAGGAGGAAUUGUAUAUGAUGCUUUUUUAGUCGACUAAUCAAAUGAAGCUUAAAUGACUAGUUUCUAAAGAUCUUCAUAUACUAUGGCAGGUCUAUAGGCAAUUAUGUCAAUAUUAUUUAUAUUUGGAGGAGAUGUUUAUGCACCAGGAUAUAAAAGAAUAAGAUAAGGUGAAAAUAUAGGGAUUUCACUUGAGGAGGAAGAUGAAUAUGAAGGAUCAAAUAAGAUUGGAGUGCAAAUGUUUAGUUCUACCUAACCGAAUGUUUCUCAUGAUGAAUCUAGUUGA